Metschnikowia bicuspidata var. bicuspidata NRRL YB-4993 is the source of this 564-nucleotide messenger RNA. Its product is annotated as Ran GTPase-binding protein. Gene Ontology annotation, cellular component: nucleus. Gene Ontology annotation, molecular function: small GTPase binding; guanyl-nucleotide exchange factor activity. The transcript has a single exon. Lineage: Eukaryota; Fungi; Ascomycota; Pichiomycetes; Serinales; Metschnikowiaceae. The record is from RefSeq and is a predicted model, not a curated record. The coding region runs from base 1 to 564 and encodes 187 amino acids. Gene Ontology annotation, biological process: protein import into nucleus.
AUGGGAUUUGCAAAGGUGUCUCUAUAUGGGGGUGCAAUUUCCUCGAUGUUCCCAGAGGGAGCAAUUGACGUAUCUGAUAUCCGAGAAGUGCCAGAUACCCAGGAGGUGUUUUUGCUUGAGCAGGCCAACAAAUUAGAUCAGGCCCUUAUUGUGGAUUUACUCGAGACAGUAGAAGCACCCACGCUUCCCGAAAUCAUAUCUGUGCAUUUGGGUGAUAUUUUAGACGAAGCUCCUUUGUAUUUGGCUCCUCUAGAGACGUUUUUCAACGAAGAUGUUCAGGCGCAUGUGCACACAUUCUUGGUUAAGCCUGCUCCCUCGAAGCAGGAGACAGAAACGACCAAGCUUUUUAUGUACAUCACAUUAUUGCAAGUUGUCAAAGCGCAGUCUGAUAUCCUCAUAACUAUGACGGUUCCCCAUGAGAGUGGAGAAGUUAGUCAGGACGCGUUUUUUCAAAUGGCUCAGAAUGCUGUCAGUGGCACUGAACCAGUGUUGGGUCUGGCGUAUAAUGUUGUCAAAACUGCUGCUUCGACAUUCAAGAUUUGUGAGUGGGGCUUGUUUAAUUAG